Armigeres subalbatus is the source of this 3347-nucleotide messenger RNA. Its product is annotated as N-acetylgalactosaminyltransferase 6-like. Gene Ontology annotation, cellular component: Golgi apparatus. Gene Ontology annotation, molecular function: polypeptide N-acetylgalactosaminyltransferase activity. Gene Ontology annotation, biological process: protein O-linked glycosylation. The record is from RefSeq and is a predicted model, not a curated record. NCBI's taxonomy places the organism in Eukaryota, Metazoa, Arthropoda, Insecta, Diptera, Culicidae. The coding region runs from base 1077 to 2903 and encodes 608 amino acids. The transcript is spliced from 3 exons.
AUACUAAUACGAACUCAUCUUGAGACCAGCGAUCCAGCGGUCAGCGAGAAACUGAGAAACGGUACAUGUUGUAUGCGCAUGAAGGAACAGGUUGAACCGCAGUGGUAGAAGUGUGUUUUGCAAAUAUCUCCCCUAGUUUUUGUUUUUAUUUGGGUUAUUAUCAGUGUGGCAGAUUAUAAGUUGCUGCUAUAGUAAGCAACAGAAGCGGUGUCAUUUAGUAGUGGAUAUCAUUCGAAUUCUGUAAUUCGAAGACUUAUUCAUCCCACUGGAAUGUAAUGUUAAUCGAGAACUAUCGUGCCGGUACUACGAUUACGAAGAUAACAUUCCUUCAGUGGUGUUGUUUGCCUAUUGAGUUGUGGUGUUGGUGAAGAUGCUGUAGCAGUGGAGUUAAUCAUAAAUGCCGUGGGAAGCAAAGGAAGGAUUGUCCUUCAGUCAGUAUUAGUAGUUAGCAGGUACGCGUUGAAGUUGUAUGAUGUGCGAGGUGUCUUUCUACGGUAGACAGCUCUUACCCUACUUAGGUUGGUUGACAGUCCCAGAAUUUGAUGACACCGCAGCAAUACACACCAACUAGUCAAACAUCCCACUAGAAACAACUGCUGAGAAUUGCAAAAGAUUCUUUGCUGAAAAGUGAGACGUAGACAGUCUAAACAUCGAAGUUGGUUGCAAUCGCUUCAUCCGCGACAGCUCUUCAAACAGAACGAGUGUUUGGGCGUUUUGUUUUGUCCCACCGCGGACCUCUAAAUUGGCCUAAAUUAGAGUUUGAACCAACGACCGCAAGAAAUCUGUUGCUCAAAGUGACUUCUUGUUUUGUGUUUUUACAUUUCAAGAGGUCAACUAACGGCAAAGCAUAUUAAAGUGAAAGUAGCAGUGCAUCUAACCAGUACCUACCGAAGCAGGAUGGAGCAUAUGUAAGAACGAAGGACAUGACUAGGUCGUCAUAAAACCAGUAUUAGGAUCACCCCCAUUCUCGUCACGAUCUGAAACAGAGUGCCAGCUCAUACGAGCCUAGUUGGAAUUAAAUAACAGACGCAAAAGCACUCCAAGCCAAACCGUACACAUAGCCCCAUCCCGUAGAUAUGCGUCGCAAUCUACGAGUAUUACUGAAGUACGCCGUCGGCGGUGGCUUCGUUCUCCUAUUCCUAACGCUGCUGGUUCGCUCGUUCAACGUGAUGGACAAGCAGAACUCCGUUGACCACGCUGGGACGGCGGCCGAACGGCAAACUCAGCACAAGAAGCAAGGCUCGUUCUUCAAUGGUCCGCCGAAAAACGUCCACUCGAAGAAGAUCGACUGGCACGACUAUAGUCUGAUGGAGGCUGAAGAGAAGCGCGCCGGAAUAGGCGAACGCGGAAUCGCUGGGCAUCUGGAGAAAAAAGACGAAGAAAUGAAGGAUAAACUGUUCAAGAAAAAUGGAUUCAACGCCGUAUUGAGCGAUUUGAUUUCGCUGAAUCGAUCUCUGCCGGACAUUCGACAUAAGGGAUGCCGCAAAAAGAAAUACCUGAGUGAGUUGCCCACCGUAAGCGUGGUUGUUCCUUUCUACAAUGAACAUUGGAGCACACUGCUGCGGACGGCAUCCAGCGUUCUGCUGAGGUCGCCACCCGAGUUGAUAACGGAAAUCAUCCUGGUGGAUGACUGCAGCACCAAGGAGUUUCUGAAAGAUCAGCUUGAUCGAUAUGUAGAGGAAAAUAUGCCUAAGGUGAAGGUGGUUCAUUUGCCGGAGCGAUCAGGACUGAUCACGGCCCGUUUGGCAGGAGCUAAGGUUGCUACUGCUGAUGUGUUGAUCUUCCUCGAUUCGCACACGGAAGCAAAUACAAAUUGGCUGCCACCAUUGUUGGAGCCGAUCGCUGAGGACUACAAGACAUGUGUGUGUCCGUUUAUCGAUGUGAUAGAUUGGGAUACGUUCGAGUACCGUGCACAGGAUGAGGGUGCACGUGGAGCGUUUGAUUGGAAGUUCUUCUACAAAAGGUUGCCUCUGUUGCAGAAGGACUUGGAUAAUCCAACUGAACCGUUCGAGAGUCCGGUUAUGGCCGGAGGGUUGUUUGCCAUAAGCAGCAAGUUCUUCUGGGAGCUAGGUGGCUACGACGAAGGGCUGGAUAUUUGGGGAGGCGAGCAGUACGAGUUAAGUUUCAAAAUAUGGCAGUGCGGUGGACGGAUGUACGAUGCACCUUGUUCUCGCGUGGGACACAUCUACCGAGGGUAUGCACCUUUCGGAAAUCCUAGGAAAAAAGAUUUCUUGUCGAGAAAUUACAAGCGUGUUGCGGAAGUGUGGAUGGACGAGUACAAAGAAUAUUUAUACGUAAGGGAUCGUAAGAAGUACGAUAAUACAGACGUGGGAGAUAUUUCGAAACAAUUGGCUAUUCGCGAGAAAUUGCAGUGCAAACCAUUCAAGUGGUUUAUGGAGAAUGUAGCGUUUGAUUUGGUUGAAAAGUACCCUCCAAUAGAACCGCCAGAUUUUGCUAAUGGCGCCAUUCAAUCCGUUGCAAACUCAGCCCUUUGCAUCGACACAUUAAAUCACGGAGAAAAGCAAACUGUCGGUUUGUUCUCUUGUGCUGCCGAUAAGGUUCAGCCGCAAGCAAAUCAGUUCUUCCAACUGUCUUGGCAUCGAGAUCUGCGUAUUAAGUUCGGAGAACUUUGCUGGGACGUAUCCGAAAGCGUUCCAAAUGCGAAGAUACUUUUAUAUCAUUGCCACGGCGGUCAAGGAAAUCAAUUGUGGCGAUAUGACGUCGAUAGUCAGAUGAUAAAGCAAGGUAAAAAUAAUCGUUGUUUAGAUAUGGAUGCCGGUCGUCGGGAAGUGUUUGUUAAUCCGUGUAAUGAAGAUAACAAGAACCAAAAGUGGAAGUGGGGAUUUGUUAAUAUGACGGCAAUAAGCAAUUGGAAAUCCUACGGGGCGAAAUUGAUUGACUGAAGUAGUUCAAGCACGAUGAGAUAGAAAACAUCACACGAUUUUGUAUGCAUAUUUGCUGGCUCAAUACGACUUUUGUUGAAUUAUAUGUGAUAAAAACUAUUCGGAACUAAGCACUGCAAAGCUGAUGUUGUUCAUUAUGUUGAAUUGUAAAUUGUAGAAUUGUACAAUUUUUAAAAAUUUCAACAGUUUACUUGCCAUGUAAGUUAUUUCUACAGAUCCCGCAUAAUGAUAAUCAGAUCCCAACAUAUCUAGCCUGUAAGUUUAUUGUGUAAGUAAAAAAGUGAAAGCGACAAAUAGAUAAAUCAAAUUUCUAUGAUUUCCACCAUCGCCAGACAUUCCGAGAACAAUGAGUCAUAAUGUGUACAAGGAGAUUUCGGAAACGCCAAUACAAUACAGAGAAAGCAAUAAAGUAAAAUAAAGUAAAUAUUUUCAAACAAAAAACAA